This is a messenger RNA of Effrenium voratum, 1335 nucleotides long. NCBI's taxonomy places the organism in Eukaryota, Dinophyceae, Suessiales, Symbiodiniaceae. The record is from the annotation of a GenBank genome assembly.
AUGCCUGUAGGUGUGCACUUCGACUUUGUACCGAAUCCCGUGGUCUUCCGCGAUGGCGAAGUGGGCCCCAAGGGAGCGGCGAUUUUUGUCUACGACAAUGAUGUGUGGGAGCCAACGAAGGUGGUGAGAUUUGGUAUCAUCACUGAUCCUCCAGAGGCGGCUGAAGCAAAUGCGUCACUGCUUCUGGAGAUUCAAGAUGACUACGAUGGCGGAACAAUCGUCCUAGAUCCUGCCAGAGCAUAUAUUCCCGAAGCCCUGCCACCCGAGAACGUUUCGAGUUGCGCAAUCUUUGCGGAGCGUCAAGGUGCUGCCAGCGGUGUAACCCAUCUUUGGGCCGCUUGGACACUUUGCAAUGAACAAGACUGGCCAGAAGUGAAAUAUAAUGCUCUAGAUUUUUACGACCACGGCACGCUUGGCAUGGGAUCUCCAGUUCAGUGGGCGGAUGGCGAGACGGGGCGCAAAUGUUUGGUUGAUGCUCUCAGCAUGCCAGACAUCACAGCUCUUCAAGCCGGCACACCCCCCAGAGACGAUAGGCUUUGGGUUUGGAUCAACUCUGAAGGGAAGAUCGAGCCGGAUGAAGGACUAUGCCUACGAACUGCGCUGGCUGCGGGCAGCACUGCACAUUUGCAGUCAGACAAGGCUUCAUUAACUCUGAAAGACACUGGUCACAACGGGGGUGGCAAACUGCUGUGCACCCGAGGCUUUCCUUGCAAACUGGACCUCUCACUCUCCAACGCAGUGCCUGGCAAACAGGCCUUCAUCCAGCUGUUGGAGCAGCACGGUGACCAGUGCUUAUCUUGCCGGCAUGCUUAUGCAUACAAUGAGUCCAACCUGUUGACCUUUCAGGUGACACACGUGAACGACACCACCAUGGCCGAUUUGGGCUAUGGCCUGCUCUUCGUUGAGCCCGGGAUCUAUUCGCUCUGCACAUGUUGGGAGGACCCGUUUUCAAACGGUCAGAAUGCCACACGGCAGGAAGCGUCUUUGACGGUGUCAGGGCCAUACUCCAUGAACACGGCCUAUUGUUUCAGAAGCGACAGCGGGUGUACUAUACCCUGGGUGGAUGCUGUCCAGCCUCAGAUCGGCAAAGACCAUGUGCGGGUCAUGCUGUCAUGCUUCGAGCCUGCACGCACACCGGAAGGCUUUCAGCUUGGGGGAGAUGGGAUUCUCUCUUCAGAUGGCUAUUCCUACCAUCUGAACGCCAGCCUCAUGAGGGUGGAGGAGCCUGGGGUCUAUCAGAUGUGCUGGUGCAGAGAGACGCCCUUGCAGCACUGUGAUCAACUGGAGCAGUUUCACGUUCCUGCUGGGGUGUUCACGUAUCUCGGCUGCUCUUGA